AUGUUCCUCUUAUUCGGUCUUGCCCGCAAGGCAGCCAACGGCAAUCACGACAGGGAGCACAACGAACGACAAAUCCCCGUCACCGAGGGAGGCGUACCCUAUAGCACACCCGCCUACUAUCAGAGCUACCCGUCGCCGCAGCCUUACCGCUCGUCGUGUCACCAACGCAAGGCGGAGCGACGUUUCGAGAGGCAGAUGCGCCGGGAAGAGCGCUGCGCGCGGAGGAUGGAUCGUCGAGGUGGCUGCUGUGGGAGUCGAAGUCAGCCUCCUCCACCCGCGGUCGUUGUCCAUCCUCCACAGGUGCAGCCUCAGCCACAAAUGUACCAGGCCCCGAUGUACAGGCCAAUGCAGUAUGAGAGCAGGAACAUGGAUGCAGGGGAUACACGCGACCGAGGGCCAGCAGCGGACGAGCCACCGGCGUAUGAGGAGUUGGAGAGGACUCAGAGGAGUGCGAAGAGGUAG
Purpureocillium lilacinum is the source of this 462-nucleotide messenger RNA. Lineage: Eukaryota; Fungi; Ascomycota; Sordariomycetes; Hypocreales; Ophiocordycipitaceae. The record is from RefSeq and is a predicted model, not a curated record.